AUGUCAUUUAACGUCAAAUUCACGUCAGGAAGAAGAAUAACCAAAAUCACAUCAAAUUCAGGUCACAAGGAAGAAAAACAACAAAAUUUUCGUCGAAACGAAGAACAUACCUUGACUGGAGAGUUGGGGAGGGCUGGCCGAGCUUUUGUUCAUCUGACAACGUGCCGUUACCGGUAUCCAGGAAGGAAUAUUCAUGCCGUGGGCUACGAGCCGAUCUCGCAUUGCAUUUACUGCAUCGAAGGCAGAAGUCACAGGAUCAAGCGUUCGCUGGCAAAUGCCCUAAAGGUCAGCUUGUUGGCUAACUCUGGUCAUUGCCAUCGAGGGCUCUGGUCUGCGGUGGUACCACCAACUGUGACAAUGUCCACGAUGAGUUCGACUGCUGCAAGCGGCCAGAAAAGUUUUAGUGUCCCAUCAACAAGUCCAAAGUAACAUCAGAAAUGUCGGAGAAGGACUGCUCGGGCUAAUCCUCGUUCAUGUGCUGGAUGACGACCACAUUGCAUGAAUCUUCGGCUGAAGUACUGGGGCCAUGCCAGGCGGUCGCCCACGUUGUGGGUCAUAUUGAAGCGGGCUGCGAUGCGGCUGCCAUCGGAGAGACGCAGCUGGACCGUCGUCAUGGCCGACUUCUCGUUAAGGCUCAGUCUGCCUUUGGUAUGCUGCUCCGGCAAGACCCGCACAGAGCCAAAGGAUGACCAGGCUUCGGAUCCGCUUGCCCUCAACUCUCAGCAAGUCGGAGCGCGUGUCCAAUAUCUCCUCCAAGGCGUCUACGGUGCUUCAUAAUUUUUAGGAACUCUACUUGUCCUUACAAAAUUUCUUUAAUUAAAAGACGGUAGUGAUACAUAUUUGGACAUUA
Molecule: messenger RNA, 850 nt
Organism: Drosophila persimilis
Lineage: Eukaryota; Metazoa; Arthropoda; Insecta; Diptera; Drosophilidae
Exons: 3
Coding region: 1-429 (142 amino acids)
Source: RefSeq, a predicted model, not a curated record